Messenger RNA from Arachis stenosperma, 1785 nucleotides. RefSeq lists its product as uncharacterized. Gene Ontology annotation, cellular component: pre-snoRNP complex; nucleus. The coding region runs from base 354 to 752 and encodes 132 amino acids. The transcript is spliced from 8 exons. Gene Ontology annotation, biological process: box C/D snoRNP assembly; maturation of LSU-rRNA from tricistronic rRNA transcript (SSU-rRNA, 5.8S rRNA, LSU-rRNA); snoRNA localization. NCBI's taxonomy places the organism in Eukaryota, Viridiplantae, Streptophyta, Magnoliopsida, Fabales, Fabaceae. The record is from RefSeq and is a predicted model, not a curated record.
AACACGCCUCUCCGAGUUUCUGGGGUUACAGUUACACUUAACACUCAGGCCUCACCCCUCAUUCACUCCUCUCCGUCCUCUCCUCUGCGCCGUUCCCAACCUCACCCUCACUCACUCCUCUUUGCGACGCCGCUGUCACCACUGUUCGUCGCACCUCCUUGGCCGAGACCCUGCGUUCUCAUUUAAUCUAACUUCACGUUAAAGGGGCAUCUUCGCUGUCACUGCUGCCUGCCGUAUCCUCGCCGUCGCUUCUGCCUGCUGCACCCUCGCCGUCGCUGCUGCCUGCUGCACCCACACCGUCGGGGAUUCCUUUGCCCUUUCUUUGAGCCUCUGCUUGUUAAUUUAGAAGUUCAAUGGGUCCUAAACAAUGCCAAGUUUGCAACGAAGCACAAUCCAAGUACAAGUGCCCUUCAUGUUAUGUGCCUUAUUGUUCUCUGGCAUGUUUCAAGAAUCACAAAGAAUUUCCAUGUGAGAAGCCGUCUGCUCAAGAGGACAAAACAACUGCUGUUUCAGAAUCACUUGUAGAAAAGCCAUUAAUUGUUGAUGAACCUAUUGAGGUACUGCAAAAACACCAACUGGAUGCUAUAGUGUCUUCCAAUGAGAUCCGUGAUGCUUUGAACAAUAAAGCCCUUCAAGAACUAGUUUGCAGCAUUAAUUGUUCCCCAAAUCCUGAGAACGAACUUGAUAAAGCUAUGGCUGAGGAGGGAUUUCACUUGUUCACAGAUAAGAUUUUAUCAACUAUCAAUCCCUAACUGCAUGUACUAGUUGCUGAAAGAAGAGUGUGUAGCAGAAAGUUAAAUGUGAGAAGAGUCGACGAGAAACUAAAUUUUACGGUGUUUGGUUAGUUAUUUUCUGUAGUGUUAUUUGUACUUAAUUUUGGAACUUAUUUUAAAGCACACACGAAGGUGUCUCUUAACUAAAUUUAAAAAAUGAGUCCCAGUUUUUCUCCCAAAGCCAAACAGUGAUUCACAGAUAUCUCAAUAUCUGAUGGUGUCUCUUAAAAUGAGAUCUACAGUUGAGUACAUGUAAUAUUUUUCAUUUGUAUAGUUCUGUGCCCAACAUUAUGAUUCAACUUUUUCAUAUGCAGCAAAUUUUGUAUCUUAAUUGAGCCAAUGUAUGGGUGAAAAAAUAUUACUUUGAAUGCAGUUGACAUUUGAGGUACAAUUCCCAAAUCUUCAUAUCUUGUUUCCUUCUUGUAUCUUUAUUAUAUUUGUUAAGUUUUAACUGCUCAAUAUAUCAGGAGAUUUCAUGUGUUGAUAGUGACACGGAACCAACUGGAUGUCCAAUUAUUGAAUUUUGUCAAGAUAAAGAGCAGUGGUGUGAUUGAUCAAUAAUGCUAAAAUUAAUCUAAUUUAAGUGAGCUUUUAUUAUAAAUCUUUAGUUACUGUAAGUUAUCAACUUUCGAAUGAUUGGACAAUAAACACUACUUACAAACCAAAUUGGGUUGGUCUACUGGUUAACUCACUAGUCCGCUUAAGCAAGUGUUGGGGGUUCGAAUCUUGCCUUGUGCAUGUAGCAACCCAUUAGCCAGCGGUAAACCUUUAAAUGGAGUUUAGUACCGCAGCGAAUUAGUCUUUGGUAUGUCAAGUUGGGGGAUACAGUGGAAAACCAAAAAUAAACACUACUUGCACAAGAUCUACUUACACAAGAUUGAUUUGACAUUCUGUUGUGAAGUUACUUUAUAUAACCCAAUCCUAGUCUGAUGUCUCAGAUAUAGAACUCUAGCUGUGGAGGCCUGGGUAACAUGGAUGACAAUGUUGGAAAGUUUAUUAUAAUAUAAACUUU